Messenger RNA from Cynara cardunculus var. scolymus (artichoke), 1578 nucleotides. RefSeq names its product protein EARLY FLOWERING 4-like. Gene Ontology annotation, biological process: entrainment of circadian clock; positive regulation of circadian rhythm. The transcript is spliced from 2 exons. The record is from RefSeq and is a predicted model, not a curated record. Lineage: Eukaryota; Viridiplantae; Streptophyta; Magnoliopsida; Asterales; Asteraceae. The coding region runs from base 92 to 439 and encodes 115 amino acids.
CGAUAGGGUCGGUUGUUGAGUUGUUCCUUGCCCUUGACGAUCGCUUGUGUGUGCGAUUUUUAGACAAAGUGUAUAUGUGUGCGAGGGAAAAAUGGAUUCUUCAUCGGCGGUAGAGGAGGCAAAUUAUCAGGAGAAACCGAAAAAUUCCGGUGACCAAACGACGGUGAAGCGGUGGUUAACCGGAGCGGAGAAGGACGAAGGCGAGGAGGAGUGCGAUGCGGAAGCUUGGGAGACACUGAGCAAAAGUUUUAAGGAAGUUCAAUCGGUUUUGGAUCAGAACCGGUUGUUGAUUCAACAAGUGAACGAGAAUCAUCAGUCGAAGAUUCCUGAUAACAUGGUCAAAAAUGUUGCGUUGAUUCAGGAAAUUAAUGGUAAUAUCUCAAAGGGUCCUCUAGAUGCCACUUUGAUUCUGACACCUGCUGCUGAUAUCAACUUCUGAUUGGAGGUAAGUCACCAUUAUGAGUUUGGAGUCCAAUGUCACAGUUCCCCUAGUUCUCGAGCUGGGUUAACUUGAUCAUCCCUCAGGUACUGAACUGCCUACAAGCAUCCUUCAAGGGAGGCUUAUUGCUAGUCUAGAAUUCUGUAGGAAAGACUCCUCGGGAUGGUGCAGGGGUCUCUUGUAUCAUAUAAUAGGUUUCUCUAGUAUCUCUUGAUAUAUGGAUCGAGUAUGUUUGGUAGUAAAAUCUAAGAGCAUGUGACUAGAAUGUUUCUAGCUUCAGAGAAUCUGUUGUAUCUAGCAUCUACAAUGCUCAUUAGGGGAAACCUCAUUUGCAAACCAUCCAAGAAAUCUACAAUCAAUACAACAACAUUCUUUCUGUUCAAGUUUUUCUAGAAAUUUCCAACCAAGUCCCUAAGCAAGCAGUUUAGACCAACUUAGCACUCCAAAAAGCGAGUCAAGCGCUAGGCUGCAGUGUCGGGUAAGCAUAAGCAUUAGCCUUGAUGCUAAGUGAGCGUAAUUUGUCAAUCCAACAUCAAACAGAAUCUGCUAUUUUAUCUGUUAUCGUUCUGUGCUUUAAGCCUGUUGUUACUUUGCGCCACCAACCAUCCACCUGCUGCUCUGCAUUUUUUGUGUUACUUUACUUUGAGCCUGCCUUUCCUGCUAACUGAUCAGCUUUGUCAAUCACCAUGCUUCAUUGUAUUGAUGUAAUGGUCAACUUCGAAAGUGAUUGAUAUUACAGUUAAAAGUACACAAAAAAGCCCAAGCCCGAAGCUUGGCCCGAAGAGGCCCGGUUCUAGGUCAACUUUGUUUUCAAGGCUCAGUCAAAGCGUGGCCUUAGAAAGCCCAACCAGACCGUCUUUCAACCCCAAAGCUUGACGCCGGCCUGAAAAGUCAUGGGCUUUUUUUAGUCCACCGAAAACCGGCUUGGACGGCCUGGUCCCAAACUUGAAAAGCCCGCACGUUAUGGAUUUCUAGUUAAAUCGAGACGUUGGACCAGGAUAGCAGACUAGUGGGUGGGAUUUAUAGCUAAAGUAGAGUGGAGGUAGGCAGUUGGAGAGGUAGAGCGUGGGAGAUAGCUAGAUACGGUUAGGGGCCGUUUACUAAACACUUAUUCGGGUAAGCGUUUACCAAGUCAUAUU